AUGUCUAAUCUCCCAACGCCGGAGGACAUCGCAUGGAUGACGGCGCAUAUCGACGACUCUAUGGUUCUCGACAUCAUCGUCUGCUGCAUUGUCUGUGGUGUUGCUUCCGUCAUCGUCCUGGCGUUGCGAAUCUGGUCGAGAUUCUACGUUCGCAUGUCGCCCAUCUUCUCAGACUGGCUGGUAGUUGGUUCAGUGGUCUUUUACAUCGCAUUUAUCACGGUCUUUGCACUGUCGACUCGAUAUGGCGCGGGUCGGCACGUUAUCCUCAUCACUGAUCCGGAAGACAUGCGCAUGUUGGCCAUCCUCAACAUCUGCAACCCGAUUCUCUACGGCGUGGCGACGGCUCUGGUCAAAUGGAGUAUUCUGGCUCUGUACAUCGCCAUCUUUCCUCAGAGAAAGUUCCAAUACUGGGUCCAUUUUGUGACCGCAGUGAACUUGCUCAACGCCGUCGCAAUUGUUCUCGUCAGCUGCCUCCAAUGUCGCCCUCUCGAAUCGCUAUGGAACCCGCUAGUGCCAGGCACCUGUAUCAACUUCAGUUACUUCAGUGUCUUCAACAGCACCUUCAACUUUGCGUUGGACAUGGUGAUCCUCCUAACGCCUCUUCCUCUGGUCCGGCAACUCAAUUCGUCGAAACGGAAGAAGGUCUUGUUGUCUAUCAACUUUGCUCUGGGUGGAAGCGCAUGUAUCAUAGCAGCGAUCCGAGUGCCAUACGCCAGGAAGGUCGGCGGAACAGUCAACCCAAGCUGGGACAUGAUUCCAGGAGGGUUGCUCUGCGUUGUCGAAGUUGCUGUUGCUCUCCUAACCGCCUCCUUACCUAUUUACCGCCCGAUUCUUGGAUUUCUCGGCCUAUCCAGCACCGCAAACUCGCAGUCCAAGUACGGACAAGGAAACUUGCGCAACACGAGCAAUUUUUUGGGCAGCCAGUGUAGCACUCGCAUCACGAGUGGGGGAGAACGUUCGUCUCGACGGGCAGGCAUCAGCAUUGUGGACGAUAUCACUCUGACGACGCAUACGUACAAAGAUGGAGAAUGGGUGCGCGUGGAGGAUGAGGAUGAUGACGCUGCAGGGCUUGUCCUCCCGAGGAAGACGUCCCCGUAUGCGACGACUGUUAGCAGUGGGAAAAGUGAUAGGGCGUACUGA
Molecule: messenger RNA, 1140 nt
Organism: Colletotrichum karsti
Lineage: Eukaryota; Fungi; Ascomycota; Sordariomycetes; Glomerellales; Glomerellaceae
Exons: 5
Coding region: 1-1140 (379 amino acids)
Source: RefSeq, a predicted model, not a curated record